This is a messenger RNA of Xiphias gladius (swordfish), 2736 nucleotides long. RefSeq names its product cysteine-rich secretory protein LCCL domain containing 2 (gene crispld2). Bases 324 to 1880 code for a protein of 518 amino acids. Gene Ontology annotation, cellular component: extracellular region. The transcript has 16 exons. The record is from RefSeq and is a predicted model, not a curated record. Lineage: Eukaryota; Metazoa; Chordata; Actinopteri; Istiophoriformes; Xiphiidae.
CUACGCGCUGCAGGAACGCCGCCCAGCAAGCAGCAGCCCGGUCCUCUCACACGGGAAUAAUCCGAUCCACUGAGACAUUCAGGCAACUGGAUACUAACUGAAGCAGAGAUUGAUCGAUUUACGCGGCGUGACAACAUGGACUUGUGACACCGACGACUCGGACGUUUCAGCCGUGGAUUACAAGCCAUGCGGCUGUAAAAAGAGGCUGUCGGCAAAACACUGCCAUUCAUUGCUGUGUCUGGGAAUCUUGAGGAGCGGCGCUCGCACAAAAUCCACCAGCUACUGUAGUCUUGCAGUCCAACCCAGACAGCUGAAGUGUCAGAAUGACCGGGGCUGCCAUGACCUGGAUCCCUGUCCUCUCCCUCUCCCUCUCCCUCCUACUGUUGUGCGUCAGGGACUCAGCUUCCCUCUUCCUGCCCGACUCCAAGGAGCUCAGGCAGCUACUGAGCCACUACGAGGAAGAAGCAGACCGGAAUGGCACCAGCAACACAGCCGGCAAUAGGACCCGACGAGCCAUCCGCUGGUCGGACCGUGAGGAGAUCCUCCAGCUGCACAACAAGCUGAGGGGCGGCGUCUACCCCACUGCCUCAAACAUGGAGUAUAUGGUUUGGGAUGAUGAGUUGGAGCGGUCUGCCAUUCAUUGGGCAGAAGAGUGUCAGUGGGACCAUGGACCUCAGGACUUGAUAAUGUCUAUUGGACAAAACCUGGCUGUUCACUGGGGCAGAUACCGCUCUCCUGCCUUCCACGUCCAGACCUGGUACGAUGAGGUGAAAGACUACACCUAUCCCUACCCCCACGAGUGCAAUCCCUGGUGUCCAGAACGCUGCUCCGGGACCAUGUGCACUCAUUACACCCAGCUGGUCUGGGCAACCACCAGUCGAGUGGGCUGUGCUGUGCACGUGUGUCCAAGGAUGAACGUGUGGGGAGAAAUAUGGGAGAACGCCGUUUACCUUGUGUGCAACUAUUCUCCAAAGGGCAACUGGAUUGGAGAGGCCCCAUACCAGCAUGGCCGCCCUUGUUCCCAUUGCCCUCCCAGCUAUGGAGGAGGAUGUAGGAAUAACCUGUGCUACAAAGACUCUCAGCGCUCAGAGACAGAGGACAUGAACGAGGUGGAGAAGCCUCAGGUUCCACUGCCACCUCGUACCACUGUUAAACCUGUCCCCAAACCUAAACCGUCUGCUCCGAAGAAACCAGUGUCCAAGCCCUUCACACCAAGGAUGCCAUCUUCAAAGACCCCCUACUUAGCUCAAAACAUUAAGUGUGAGACUAGAUUACGAGAUAAAUGCAAAGGAGCAACCUGCAACAGAUAUAAUUGUCCGGCUAACUGCAUGAAUAAGAAAGGGAAAGUCUGGGGAACUCUCUUUUACGAUGUGCAAUCAAGUAUUUGCCGAGCUGCGAUUCAUUUUGGCGCGAUUGACAACAACGGAGGACUGGUCGACGUCACAAGAAUGGACAAGUUGCCAUUCUUUGUCAGAGCCACGAAGAAUGGCAUUGAGUCUCUCAGUAAAUAUAAAGCUGGCAAUGCCUUUGUGAUGGCUAAAGUGGAAGAAAUGACUGCUGACUGCUACACCACAGUGGGGGAAAUCUGCCCUUUCAAAAAGCCCUAUUCACACUGCCCAAGAAUCUUCUGUCCAGCCAACUGCAAGACUCAGCCUUCUUAUUGGUCACCUGUUAUUGGAAACAGCAUCUACGCAGAUAGCUCCAGUAUUUGUAAGGCAGCCAUCCAUGCAGGGGUAAUCAAAGCAGACGGCGGUUUUGUGGAUGUUCUUCCCCUGGACAAGAGAAAGAGUUAUGUUGGAGUCCUGAAAAAUGGCAUCCACUCUGAAAGCAAGAGCAACAUAGAGGGGAACUCCUUCCGAGUCUUCGCUGUGAGGGAGUGAGACUUCAGUUCAGAAGUCCAAAGACCAACAGAGUCACCUCAGCUGCUCUUGAAGAGCAGGAAGUGCCCACAGGUUGGAUACCAAGGCUGUUCAUCUAUAUCUGUGCCUUCAGUGGAAACAGACCGUCCCAGCAGGUGGAUAGACACUUUUCCCUCUUAGUUAUCAAACAGUAGCCACCCAGUAAAAGUAAUUGUCCAAUAUUUUAAUGGAUUUUUAUUUUUUCUCCUCUUUAACUCCAAAUAAUGGAUAUUUCUUAGACAUACAUAAUCUGUGAAUGCAGAAUGUUUUUAUAUAUUAUGAUACAUUGAACAGCUGGUGCUGGAAGUUUUGAGUUAGACAUGUUUAACAGAAAGUACUAUGUUUACAUUGAUGUUAUUAUUACGAAUAUAAGUUGGUUUUCAUACACAGGAAUGUAUACUGCUCACACUGUAUUUAAUCAUUGUGUACAGAAUAUAUGAUAUUUUGUUUGUUUUAAAAAUGGAGUACCAUAUAUUAACAUUUUUAUGUUGUAUUCUGAUUUUUUCUUUAAAAAAUCUUAAUUUUAUUGCCUUCUUUUUCUUCACCUGGAUAAUAUUUGCUUUUCUGCUCCUGAAAAUUUAGACCUAAAUCAAAUAUAUGUCUAAAUUGUUUUUAUGAGUUAAGAGGUGUGCUCAUUGUGAGUAUGGAUGUUUUGUUGGCUGGGUAGACCAGAUCUCAUCAGGCAGACAUAAAAGGAGAGGAAACUGUAUGGUAAAUGAAAGUGUAUAAAGGCAGCAGGCACUGCAAAAGGGAAAUAAUGUUUCCCUUAAGAAGGCUGGUGUCGCUUCAGUGCCAGACAUGUGGAAGGAAUUAAAUGAAGGUGUUACAUUGCUGAGUU